Pygocentrus nattereri (red-bellied piranha) is the source of this 3663-nucleotide messenger RNA. RefSeq names its product synaptogyrin 1a (gene syngr1a). Lineage: Eukaryota; Metazoa; Chordata; Actinopteri; Characiformes; Serrasalmidae. Gene Ontology annotation, cellular component: synaptic vesicle membrane; neuromuscular junction. The record is from RefSeq and is a predicted model, not a curated record. The transcript is spliced from 4 exons. Bases 199 to 888 code for a protein of 229 amino acids.
GACGUACUGAGAAAACGGGCGCAGGUUCUGAGGUAAAGCCGCGAGUGGUUGAAAAAGAGAAAACAGUGAGAAAGUGGAGAGCGACCGUUUCCUGACAGGAGGACGGUUGGUUUUAAUUUACAAGGUCAACCGUUCAGAGCGCGACCGUUAAACCGCACCGAAUUAACGGGAAAACAAACGCUCAGAAACGGAGAGGUGAUGGACCAGGCGUACGGGGCGGGCAAGGCUGGGGGUGCCUUCGACCCACUGGCCUUCUUUCAACAACCACAAACGAUUCUUCGCCUCGUAUCGUGGAUAUUUUCCAUUGUCAUCUUCGGCUGUAUUGCUAAUGAAGGCUAUGUGAACCGGCCAAAUGAGGUGGAGGAGUUCUGCAUCUUUAACCGCAACCAAAAUGCCUGUAACUAUGGUGUCGCUAUGGGCUCACUGGCUUUCCUCAGCUGUGCUGCAUUCCUGGCUUUGGAUAUCUACUUCCCACAGAUCAGUGGAGUCAAAGACCGCAAGAAGGUUGUGCUCGCAGACAUAGGCAUCUCGGCAUUUUGGUCCUUCAUGUGGUUUGUGGGAUUCUGUUUCCUGACUAACCAGUGGCAAGUAGCCAAGCCUGAAGACAAUCCUUUAAAUGAGGGUGGAGAUGCAGCAAGAGCAGCCAUCACCUUCUCCUUCUUCUCAAUCUUUACCUGGGCUGGUCAAGCAUUCUUGGCCUUUCAGAGGUACAAGCUUGGAGCAAGCUCCAGUCUCUUCUCCCAGGACUACGCUGACCCCAGCCAGGACCCGACAGCUGCACCCCCUGCAGGCUCGGAAUACACAGGCUAUACGGGCGACACGGAGGCUCCAGCCAAUGUGGAUUCCUCCUAUUAUGGCUCUGCAGGCUACCAGAACCAAGACUACUAAGGUGGGUUGGAGAGGUUGGAGGAGCCUGGGGCUCAGCCAUUGUGGGCUGGGCUUGUUGAGCUGUGAUGAGGACUUACAGGUUAAAGAAUGCUGAACAGAGAAGGACAUUGGGCAGCAUUUUUUAACCAAAGAUGGUUAAUCAAAGACCUAUGUUGAUUGUGGGGCUAAAAUUGGGUAUUUAUGGGUUAUUCUAUUAAUAGUUUAUAUAGGGGUCCUUUGGUGAAAGGACAUUAAAGGGGUUGAAUUGGGUUGAGGGGCCUCUGCUGGUUGUCUGUGCAUGACUGUUGGUUCAGUCUUUGCAAAGCAACUAUGUAAAAUAAAAAAUAUUUUUUAAAAAUGGGAAGAAUAUGAAUUCUAACAGGUGUUUUAAUUUUUCUGUGUAUUCCAACCAUUUUGCCUUUGACUAAGGAGCAUGGGUGGUGAGAUGGCAUCAUUGUUGGUUGGUCACUUGUAGUUUACUGUUAACCUUCACAUUAAUAAAGCUUACAAUUACAGGAAUUACAGAAACAGCAUAAUUAUUGCACACAAAUAUAAACUAGUGUUUACAAAGAUAAAGACCCAAAUGUAGGUAAUUGGAAAGAUCAAACUGUAAGUGUGUAAAGUGACACAAAGGGAAUUAAUGCUUGAUGUAAUGUAAGCAAAGAGUGCACCAGUCCAAGUGGUGAAGUGGUGCUGAAGACCACAGUGUCUUGAGCUUUACUGUUAAAGCAUUAUUUACGGUCUACUACUAAUUACUGUUAAGACUGUCCUAAUAUAAUUGACAGCUGGUGUUCUGAAAACCACACUUCAUCAUUUGUUGCCAUCAUGUUUUUUGUGUUCAGCAUAACAUCCAAUAAUCCAGUUAUAUGUAUUUAGCUCAUAUCCAGUGAUAUCACCACCAAAUAAAACAUAAUUGAAGAAAAGAUCUUCAAAGAAUUAUGAAAAUGAGAUUGUUAUGUGUUUUUUAUGUAUUAUAUCCCAUUUUAUAUCAGCAAGGUAAGUAUUUCCACACCUUAAAAUUCUCAUAAUUUAGAAUCUCUGUUGUCAGGAGUUAAGCUGAUUAUGUAAUAGUUGCUUUCAGAUAGUAAAAAAGUAUAAUAUAGUAUCUCAUACUAUAUCAAAAUGUAUGAGUUGUUAGGAGUUGUAUCUUAUAAUUAUGAGAAAUUCUGAAAUAUUAAGGGUUCUCAUUGUUAUGACAUACUAUGUAUCUUUUUUUCAUCUGGCAGAAACAUACUUUCUGCAUGAGAAAGAACAGAAAGAAAUAUCAGCUGACCUUUCUUUAAAGACAAGUAUAGGCAGGAAAUGAUGCAUAGUCCCAGAACUCAUCUAUUGAGAGGAAUAAAAGAAAGAAAAGGCUUUAUAACACUAAAAUCUUCGAUGCUCAACCCUAGCCUUACUGCAGCCACAAGUUCCAUGUUGAUAAAAUAAUAGAAAACUGUAAUGAUGAACAACAAGUCUUACCUCUUUGAACACUGAACGUGCUGCCUAAAGCCUCUAAUUAGCACUCAUAAACCAGCAGGUACAUCUGGCUAGAACACUGGUCAUGUGUGCAAUGGCGACAUUAAUUUCAUGGGCACUAGACAACCUUACAUACGACAGCACUUUCACAAGUCUUACAGCUGUACACCGUAGACCUUACUGGCCCAUACCAAUGCUUUAAGAUGCUGUAGCGUGGCACAUGUCAACUUCUGAACUCGUUUACUUUUAGAAUGUGUUUGGUUUCUCUUUAGUGCCCUUGAAGUAGUGUCAUCUGUCACUUUUUAUCAUCCAUUGUUCCAGGGGAAUACUUUGACUUUCAUAUGCAGAUGCUGUUAUUACCAUAGAUUCUAUGUGCUAGUAGAACCAAGAUACAAAGGUAUGUACAGUUAGUCAACAAAGUUAUUUUAGCUGUCUAUCACAGCAUAUUGGAGUUGAAAUUAAAUAAAUAAUAUGAGCUUUAAGUACACCAAGAACAAACAGGAGUUGAACACAAGACCUGUUAGAGCAUUACUAGAGAAGAAAUUCAACAUCUGCUGGUGUUUUUCGGGUUUCAUUGUUUGCAUACUUUUGAGCUUCUAAAAAUGGGGGCUAUGUAUAAAAAUGGCUGUGAUUUCUACACAUUUUAUGGUUUAAAUUAAAGCUGAAUAUCUACAGUUUGAGCUCAACAGCAAAAAUAACUUUGGUGACAUGCAAAUAUAUGUAUUGACCUCACUGAAAAUAAAAACAUUUUAAUAUUUUUGUUAAAUUGUUGCUAUGUGUGAUGUGUAUAUGGACAUUAUGAAACCAGCAUAUUUUUAUUUCAUGACAGAAGAAAAUGUAUAAUACCAUCAAAUAUUGAAAUAAUUAUAAACUAUUAACAUCAACUUGAAACAGUUUACAUAAAAAGAAUAGUAUAAUUUUGAAUAAAAUAUAUUAUAUUGAUAUAAAUAUUACAAGUAAACUACAGUAUGUCUCUAUGUAUUCAUGUAUUUUGGGUUUGAAAGUGCUGUAGAAUAAAUCUGUGUGAUGUUUUCUGAAUAAUAACACAUUUUUUCUCUCUUUCUAUAUUGUUUUCAUGUUGAAAAGCCUGUUUUGGGGCAAUUAAAAAAGGGGGGAAAACAAGCUACUCUGUGUACACAAUGUAAAAGGUGUGUGCAAUCUGUGUUUUCAAUUGUGGAGUUUAGAUACAUGUAGUGUUAAUGCUUCUCAUGUGAUCAUUGAUUAAAUCAAUCAGCCAGUACACUAAUCAAAGGGUAAAUGUAUUUAAUCGUGUCUUGUAUGUUGCUUGUUUGAAAGCCUUCUGAUGUUCAGUAGAUACAAUAAAGAAACUGAAUGAAA